AUGGGGGGUCGUCGAUACGCGCGCGUUGCUUGGAGCUACGGGAUGCCGACAACCGCAAUAGGGGUCCGCGUGCAUCAAAUGAGCGCGGUCAACGACACCCGAAUGUCACGUCUCAGACAGACCAGUCGGGGGCACGCACUCCGUCACGGCGAGGUGCUGCGCGCCAGAUACUACGGAUAUGUUAUCGUGGUGAUCUGGGCGCGGAGGCCUGCAAUCACGGGAAUGCAUACGCCGGCACACAGGGAUGUCAGCAUAGGGGUGGGGGGGGGGGGGGGGGGGGGGGGUUCUGGGGCGGUGCUUUUGGGGUAUUUAUUGGGGGGGGCUUGGGGGGUGGGGGGGGUGCAUUGUUUCUAA
This is a messenger RNA of Knipowitschia caucasica, 354 nucleotides long. Lineage: Eukaryota; Metazoa; Chordata; Actinopteri; Gobiiformes; Gobiidae. The record is from the annotation of a GenBank genome assembly.